AUGGAGUCAACAAUAUACCAAGAAUUUGUAGCUCUAUGCCAAUAUCAUGAAAUUGUUAAUAACUUUAUCUCAGAAACCAUCAAACAAGAAAGUGAAAAAGAUUCCAACUAUUCCCACUGCUGUGAAGAUAUCAGAGAGCUGAGAAAUAGAUUUUCAAGUCUUUUAGAAAUGGAUCAAUCAGACCUCUUACAAAAUGGCAUUUUAUCUUGUAGAAACCCUUUUCAGCUACUUUUAUACUUAGCUUUGAAUUCUCAAUGAAAUUUACUUGAGAACGUAAAUACAGAUGAUCUUAUUGAUGGAGUUUUUCAAUCAAAUAUCGAGUUCUUCUCCAGCCAAAAGUUCUAUGAGAUAAUGACCAAUUUAGAAUUAAACGAAGAAAUUAGAUCGUUAAUAAGAACAUUAGCAAUAUAUUUCUAUAUCCGCGUUCCUGAUGCAUGCAUUUGGUAUAAAUUUUUAAAAAAACAAAUUAAGCCCCUUUGCGAGCAAAAUUUAUCGUUCUCUCACAGGAGGAAGGAGAGUUAG
Molecule: messenger RNA, 522 nt
Organism: Blepharisma stoltei
Lineage: Eukaryota; Ciliophora; Heterotrichea; Heterotrichida; Blepharismidae
Source: the annotation of a GenBank genome assembly